Molecule: messenger RNA, 4383 nt
Organism: Penicillium salamii
Lineage: Eukaryota; Fungi; Ascomycota; Eurotiomycetes; Eurotiales; Aspergillaceae
Source: the annotation of a GenBank genome assembly
AUGGCUUCAACUCCAGCCACAAGUUCAUGUGGUGACAACCACUUUGGCCCCAUCCUUUCUACAGCAGACUGUCGCAGUGGCUUCGAUUUCACAGUGGCUUUCGAAUCCAGUAUUCUGAGCAUCUUACCGGCGGCUUGUUUCCUCUUACUGGCUAUUUUUCGUUUAUUUCAGUUGUCUAAGGAGUCACCCAAAGUGCUCUCUUCUGCAUUUCGUGUAGCAACACUGGUUCUCUCUGUGACUUUCUCAGCCAUUCAGGUUGGAUUGCUGGUACUUGUUGCAACACAGCAUCCUGCCGGAGGGCGCAUUCUGCUUGCAAGUGCUAUCCUUGAUCUCAUAUCCGCCCUGGUUGUUAUAGCCCUUGUUGAUCUCGAGCAUUUCCGAUCCAUCCGGCCAUCAUUUCUUGCCUCUGCCUAUUUGUUCCUGACGAUUAUCCUGGAUCUUGCACGCGCGCGCACGGCCUGGUUGCUACCUGGCUCCCGUGCCUAUCCAGCUUGCCUGUCCACAUCUUUAGCCGUUAAGUUACUUCUGUUGGUACUGAUCAAUACCAAAAAGCACAAAUGGUUCAUGCAGUCUGAGAAACACCAUUCGACCGAGACCUUGAGCGGACCUUUUAGUCGGGGCUUAUUUAUUUGGUUAAAUGGCCUGCUAUGGAAAGGGCAUUCUAUGUUACUGACCGGAGAUACUCUGCCUAUUGUUCACAGCAAACUCCUAUCCUCAGAAUUGGCUGAUCGAUUCUUAGACUCGUGGGCUCGUCACAGAGAGAGUGGAAAGAAUGCACUGCUGUUGUCGGUCAUCAAAUGUCUGCGCUGGGAAAUUGCGACAAUCGCCCUUCCCCGGCUUUGUGUCGUGGGAUUUGGUAUUGCCCAGCCUUUUCUAAUUGGAAAAGUUGUCUCUGCCUUGCAGCAGACCGACCCAUCGGCGCAGAAAAUGGGUUACGGCUUAAUUGGAGCAACCGCAAUUAUCUUUACCGGGAUUGCUGUAUCAAAAGCUGCAUAUGAGCAUCUAGGAUAUCGAGCCACAACUAUGCUCCGUGGUGGUCUCAUGGCUCUUGUCUUCCAACACAUGAUCAGUCUACCACUAGCAAGCACCGACGAAUCUAGUGCUAUGGCUCUUUUUGGCUCCGACAUCGAGAUGCUCGCUGAAUACUUCUAUUCAGUGGUUUGCGAGACAUGGGCUAACGUGCUACAGCUGGCACUAGCUACUUGGCUGUUACAAACCCAAGUUGGUGCUGUCUGCAUUGCUCCUAUCUUGGUUGCGACAAUCUUCAUAGCAUCCUCAUUUUCCAUGGGCAGCGCGAUCUCUGUUCGACAGAAACAUUGGCUUGGUGCUACUGAGAAGCGUAUCAACUUCACAACUUCCAUCCUGGGAUCUAUUCGCAACGUGAAAGUCCUCGGAUUGACCAGGACCAUGAGUUCUAUGAUUGAGGGACUGCGUACGGAAGAGCUUGAGACUUCCAAAAAGUUUCGCAGGCUCCAGUCUCUUCGCAUAUGCAUGGUCAAUUCUCCCAUAAUUGUUGGCCAGCUUGUGACAUUCGCUGCCUACGCUAUUUUGUCGUUGGUGCAGGGCUCCGGGGGUCUUCCAGUCAGCAAAGCUAUCACAUCGCUUUCGCUCAUAAGCUUGAUGAUCACCCCGCUCAGUUAUCUUUUGAUGGCGAUUCCUGACACAUAUGCAUCUAUAGGUUGUUUGGACAGGAUACAAGAGUUUCUAAUGAAUCCCAGCCGUCUUGACAAGAGACAGCUUCCGCAGACAAUUUCAUCUCACUCAACAACUAGCAAUGUUUCUAGCAUUGAGUUAUCACCACUUCCAAAAAGUGCCAGCAUGGCGAAUGAAGUGAUUCUGUCACUGAGAAAUGUCCGUUUUGGCUGGAACCCUUUCUCCUUACCAGAGACACCUGGUAUUACACUUAAAGUCGAAUAUAUACCCACUGGUACCGUCAUCAUGGUUGUCGGUUCAGUAGGAUGCGGCAAGUCCACCUUCUUGAAGGGCCUCGCAGGUGAAACACCCGUGUUGGAAGGUGAGCUUUUCAUGAAAUACCCGGACAUGGCAUUCUGCGACGAAACGCCAUGGCUAUCCAAUGCAUCGAUACGCGAGAACAUUGUUGGAGAAGAUCCAUCUGCAUUUGAUUCAGAAUGGUAUCAAGCUGUUAUAAGCGCAUGUGCACUAGAUCUGGAUCUCAAAAAGAUGGUAGCAGGUGACAAGACAAGCGUGGGCAGCAAAGGAUCCAAGCUCAGUGGAGGACAGCGACAAAGAAUCGCUAUCGCGCGAGCUGUUUAUGCUCGAAAACGGAUUGCUUGCUUCGACGAUGUUUUCAGUGGUCUAGAUAAUGCGACUGCUAGACAUGUCUUCAACAAUGUGUUUGGUCAGACUGGACUGCUACGUCGAGUUGGGUGUAUGGUGUUUUUGGUAUCCCACACUAUUCACCAUUUGUCCCAGGCUGAUUUGGUCAUGAUUCUCGGGGAAAAUGGUCAAGUCUUCAAACAGGGCAGCUACGCUGAGAUACGAGACAGCACUGAGAGCCUAGCCCAGAUACAUUGUGUCCAACCCCUGAAGCCAGACCAUGACGAGAUGGAAAAAAUUGAUGAGCUAGCCACACCUGAUGAUCUGGUAGAUCCAACCAGCCCUCUUGUCACAGAUGGAAAGCGGCAGACGACCGACCUUUCUGUUUACAAUUAUUACUUCUCUGCCCUGGGCUGGGCACGGAUUGCUGCGUUGGUCCUUUUCCUAGUCAGCGAAUCGGGCAUAAGUGGGUUUCGAUAUGUAUGGAUCAACCUUUGGUCUUCCAGCAGUGAUAACAACACAGCCUCACGUCUGGGCUAUUGGCUUGGAUUAUACGGAGCAUUCUCUGUCAUCCAGGCAUCUUCUCUCGCACUUGCGGUGUUCUGGACUUGGGUUUUCAUUGUACCCGCCGCUUCCAAAAGUCUUCAUUCAACUGUUUUACAUGCCUGCAUGGGUGCUCCGUUAUCGUUCCUGUCAAACGUCGAUACUGGAGUUCUGGUGACUCGCUUUAGUCAAGACAUGAGGCUGGUUGAUAUGGUGCUUCCUCGAGGCUUUAUCUCCACGGGGUUUCAGAUUUUUGAUGUCAUUGCCCAAAGCGCCAUUGCGAUAGCUUCGCUACCCAACUUAGCAGCGAUUUUGCCGUUCAUAAUUGGGGUGCUGGUCCUUAUUCAGCGGUUUUAUCUUAGGACAUCACGUCAACUACGACUUUUGGAAAUCGAGCUCAAGAGUCCUCUUUACACCCAUUUUAUCGAGUCACUAGCAGGAGUCAUUACUAUCCGUGCCUUUUCCUGGACCCACGCCACCACAUGUCGAAUGAUAUCCAUGCUCGACACCGCCCAAAGACCUUACUAUCUCCUCUUAUGCAUUCAACGCUGGCUAAGUCUCGUGCUCAACCUGAUAGUAGCCGGUAUAACCGUCCUUCUUGUCGGGUUAUCUUUCGCUCUCCGUACUCGUGUUGACGCUGGCCUUUUGGGAAUUGCCCUUGUCUUGAUGUUAGACCUAGGAAUCGUUCUAUCGGAGCUCAUCCAGAACUGGACUCUUCUCGAGACAUCACUGGGCGCCAUUUCACGCAUCAAGGAAUUUGCCGAAGAAACACCCAAUGAAGAAAGCAAUGCAGUCCAGAGCUAUGGUAAGCUCUCACAAUGGCCGCCUUAUGGUGAAAUCGAAUUUGUCGACGCGAACAUUUCUUGGAAUGUCUCCGAGACAAAGCCUUUGCUUAAUGGUAUCAAUCUGAAGAUAUCUGCUGGGAAAAAGUUUGGUCUUUGCGGAAGAACUGGAAGUGGCAAAAGUACAUUGGCACUGUCUAUUCUUCGUCUGAACGAGAUCAAUUCGGGCCAAAUCCUCAUAGAUGGACAAGAUAUUGCUCUUGUCUCCCGGCCAUCAAUCCGAGAGCGCAUCAGCUGUCUAAGCCAAGAGCCGUUCCUGUUCCCCGGCACCAUCAGACAGAAUGCUGACCCGCUGAAUACAGCUUCAAGUAUGCAAAUAAUGGACGCGUUGAAUUCUGUUGGCGUUUGGGACUCUUUUGCAGCAAGUCUUGGUAACACGGAGGAUAUUUUGGAUUCAGUCUUUAAUGAAAGUGUUCUAUCACAGGGUCAGAAGCAGCUAUUUUGUCUGGCUAGAGCUCUCCUGAAGAGGAGCAAGAUACUUAUCUUGGAUGAGCCCACAAGCAGUUUGGACCCGAAAACGGAUGCCAAGGUCCAAAGGGUCAUACGGGAGUCAUUCCAUGACUGCACUGUCAUCAUGGUGGCGCACCGAAUCCACAGUCUCCUUGACUUCGAUCAAGUUGCUGUUUUGGCUGGUGGUCAACUGUUGGAAGUGGGACCUCCACGGGAGUUGUUAAAUAAAGCGGGAGGGGAGUUUGCAAGAUUGCUGGAUCUGGAGUCCUAG